UUGGAAGCGGCCGCUUUAAACCCAGCUUGCGGGUUGGGGGCUGGUGGCUCGCGUCACGUGACAGCAGUGGCUUCCCCGGCGCCUGUUGAUGCCGCGGCGGUGCCCCGAGAAGGGAUUGGCCGAGGCCGGCCUCUGAGUGAUGGAGGCACGCUCCCAGAAACGAGGCGGAAGUGUGCAGGCCGCCGUGGGGCCGAGGCGGGAGAGGCAGGGGCGAUGAGUGGUCUCAGCCGACUCUUCGGGAGGGGGAAGAAGGAGAAGGGACCAACCCCUGAAGAGGCGAUACAGAAACUGAAGGAAACGGAGAAGAUACUGAUCAAGAAACAGGAGUUUCUGGAACAGAAGAUUCAACAGGAGCUACAAACAGCCAAGAAGCAUGGGACCAAAAAUAAGAGAGCUGCCCUACAGGCUUUGCGGAGGAAGAAAAGACUGGAACAGCAGCUAGCACAAACGGAUGGGACAUUAUCCACCCUGGAGUUUCAGCGUGAAGCCAUUGAGAAUGCCACCACCAAUGCAGAAGUGCUUCGCACCAUGGAGCUUGCUGCCCAUGGCAUGAAGAAAGCCUACCAGGACAUGGACAUUGACAAGGUGGAUGAACUGAUGGCCGACAUCACAGAACAACAGGAGGUGGCCCAGCAGAUUUCUGAUGCCAUUUCUCGGCCUGUGGGCUUUGCAGAUGAUGUGGAUGAGGAUGAACUGUUGGAGGAACUAGAGGACCUGGAACAGGAGGAAUUGGCUCGGGAGUUGUUACAUGUGGGCGACAAGGAGGAAGAACCCCCAGUCAAACUGCCCAGUGUACCCUCUACACAUCUGCCUGCAGGGCCAGCUCCCAAAGCGGAUGAAGAUGAAGAAGAACUACAGCAGUUGGCUGAGUGGGUAUCCUGAUGAGUCUGCGCUUAUCUUCCUGAUGCUGCCUUCAUUGAUCUCUUUUCCUUAAGUGCCAAGUGCUGAGCUAAAGGAACAUAGCCUGUUUGGGAGGCCCUGCUGAGGGUGGUGGUAUAGCCCUGCCAGAGAAAGGGUCUGUUGCCCUCCAAUCCCUGGCUCAACUCUGCAGAAGGAUCUUGGUGCGGGAGGAGCCCUUGGGCUCCCUUCUCUUUGAUAACAGUUACAGUGCCCUUGUCUUCAAUAAAAUUGGGCAGAUGGAA
Eptesicus fuscus (big brown bat) is the source of this 1142-nucleotide messenger RNA. It is a transcript of the gene CHMP4A, whose product is annotated as charged multivesicular body protein 4A. Gene Ontology annotation, cellular component: multivesicular body; cytoplasmic side of plasma membrane; ESCRT III complex. Gene Ontology annotation, biological process: late endosome to vacuole transport via multivesicular body sorting pathway; vesicle budding from membrane. The record is from RefSeq and is a predicted model, not a curated record. NCBI's taxonomy places the organism in Eukaryota, Metazoa, Chordata, Mammalia, Chiroptera, Vespertilionidae. Bases 214 to 882 code for a protein of 222 amino acids. The transcript is spliced from 6 exons.